Messenger RNA from Rotaria socialis, 1029 nucleotides. NCBI's taxonomy places the organism in Eukaryota, Metazoa, Rotifera, Eurotatoria, Philodinida, Philodinidae. The record is from the annotation of a GenBank genome assembly.
AUGCAAUCGACUCCAUUUUCUACUUCGACAUCCACACCCUGGGUGACCACGAGUAAUUCAAAUGUAAAUACAAAUAAUUCGAGCUUUUGGUCAAAUGGAGGUUACAGAAAACGUAAAGCAGCUGCAACUGAUUUGGAUGAAAAAGUCAAUCAAAAAAUGUUUGUAACAGAAGAAAAAAUGGUUAAAGAGAUGCGAACACUAUCAUUAGAUCUAUUGCCUCCAGAUACCAACAACGUACAAGUAUCAGCUGACGAUUUUGUUGAAUCGAUUGUUGAUGAUGUACAAACUAAUAAUAGGGACGAUGAUGAUGAUGAUGAUGAUGAUGAUGAUGAAAAAGAAAAAUGUUCUGAAGAAACACGUUUUGAAUUACAUAAAUUAUUAAAAGAGAGUUUAAAGAAUGAUGAUUUACAAGAUAGUUUAAUUAGCAAACUGUGGGAAAUUGAACGGAAAAAAUUAACCAUGCAGCUAGUACCUUAUAUGCCAAUUCAUCCAGCUCAAUUGCAUAAUGAAAACGUCACAACAGAUAAUAAAACUAAAGAACCCGACGAAGAAAAAAUGAUUGAAAAUCAAUUUUCAUCUUCUGUUAUCUAUGAUGAAGAAAUUAAGAAUGAUGGUCAUCUUUUUAAAAUUCCAUCAAUACCAACACUUUAUACAGUCGAAGAACCACCAUGUGAUGGUGUUCUAAAACGAAAUCCAACAAUGAAACGAAGUUAUUCUCAGUCCAAUCAACAAAAUAGUAGUCUAUCAGUCACUGAAUUGAGACCAGGUGUGGAUGAUUUUUCAACUAUUGCUCAAUCACAAUCACCUUAUUUUAUUGUCGAACCAUCUUCGAAUGCUCUAUCGGAAUCACCAAAUCUUUCAUCUUCGUCGCUAUUAUCUGAUGGACCAUCGAUUCGAAUAUCAGAAGUUGCCGAUAAUCCACCAUCGAAUAAUGAACUUUCUAGUGUAAUCGAUGAUAAUGUUGACGAUGAUAUUGACAUGCAGUCAGUUGCUUCAUCGGAUACAGGUGAUAAAAUGGAUGAUGAAUAA